Messenger RNA from Arabidopsis arenosa, 3041 nucleotides. The record is from the annotation of a GenBank genome assembly. Lineage: Eukaryota; Viridiplantae; Streptophyta; Magnoliopsida; Brassicales; Brassicaceae.
AUUCACACUUCUCUCUCUAUCUCUCUGUUUCUUCACCCUCCUCUGUUUCUUCAAGCUAUGAAGAAAAGAAGAACCUUUCUCAUGUUUUCGUUAACCUUUCUCCUUCUACUUCUUGAUUUCUCCAAAGCUGACUCUGAUGGAGAUCUCUCAGCGAUGCUAUCACUCAAGAAAAGCUUAAACCCACCAAGUUCUUUCGGUUGGUCUGACCCAGACCCGUGUAAAUGGACUCACAUCGUUUGUACUGGAACAAAACGUGUGACCCGGAUCCAAAUCGGGCAUUCGGGUCUUCAAGGUACACUUUCUCCUGAUCUACGUAACUUAUCAGAGCUUGAAAGACUUGAGCUUCAAUGGAACAACAUCUCUGGUCCUGUUCCUUCUUUAAGUGGUUUAGCUUCAUUACAAGUCUUGAUGUUAAGUAAUAACAACUUUGAGUCAAUCCCUAGUGAUGUCUUUGAAGGUUUAACUUCGUUACAAUCUGUAGAAAUUGAUAAUAAUCCUUUUAAGGGUUGGGAGAUUCCAGAGAGUUUGAGAAAUGCUUCUGCUCUUCAGAAUUUCUCGGCGAAUUCGGCUAAUGUUUCCGGUAAAUUACCCGGUUUUUUCGGACCGGAUGAGUUUCCGGGGUUGUCGAUUUUGCAUUUGGCUUUCAAUAACUUAGAAGGAGAGUUGCCUUUGAGCUUAGCUGGCUCGCAGGUUCAGUCAUUGUGGCUCAAUGGUCAGAAACUAACUGGUGAGAUUAAUGUUCUUCAGAAUAUGACUGGUUUGAAGGAGGUUUGGCUUCAUUCCAACGCGUUUUCGGGUCCUUUACCGGACUUUUCGGGUCUUAAGGAGCUUGAGAGCUUGAGUUUGAGGGAUAACGCAUUCACGGGUCCGGUUCCUGCGUCUUUGUUAAGUCUUGAGUCGCUUAAAGUUGUAAACUUGACGAAUAAUCAUCUUCAAGGACCAGUUCCUGUGUUUAAGAGCUCGGUUUCGGUUGAUUUGGAUAAAGAUUCGAAUAGCUUUUGCUUGUCUAGUCCUGGUGAGUGUGAUUCUAGAGUGAAGUCUUUACUUUUGAUAGCUAGUUCAUUUGAUUAUCCGCAGCGGCUCGCUGAGAGUUGGAAAGGAAAUGAUCCUUGCACGAAUUGGAUUGGGAUAGUUUGUAGCAAUGGGAACAUUACUGUUAUUAAUCUUGAGAAAAUGGGUCUAACCGGGACGAUUUCUCCCGAGUUUGGAUCCAUUAAAUCGCUUCAAAGAAUCGUUCUUGGUAUCAACAAUCUUACGGGUACCAUUCCUCAAGAGCUUACAACGUUACCUAAUCUCAAAACACUCGAUGUUUCGAGUAACAAGCUUUUCGGGAAGGUCCCGGGUUUUAGAAGCAAUGUGGUUGUGAGUACUAAUGGUAAUCCUGACAUUGGAAAGGAUAAAAGCUCUUUGCCUUCUCCCGGUUCUUCUUCGCCUUCAGGUGGUUCGGGGUCAGGAAUCAAUGGUGAUAAGGACAGGAGAGGAAUGAAGUCUUCGACUUUUAUAGGAAUCAUUGUUGGUUCAGUUCUUGGAGGUCUAUUAUCAAUCUUGUUGAUUGGUUUAUUAGUUUUCUGCUGGUACAAAAAGAGGCAAAAGUUUAACACAAGAGGUGAGAGCUCAAAUGCAGUAGUGGUGCAUCCGCGACAUUCGGGAUCUGACAGUGAAAGCGUUAAAAUCACAGUUGCGGGUUCAAGUGUAAGCGUUGGAGGCAUAAGUGAUACCUACACGCUUCCUGGUACGAGCGAGGUAGGAGAUAAUAUCCAAAUGGUGGAAGCAGGAAACAUGCUGAUCUCAAUCCAAGUGCUUCGUUCUGUGACUAACAACUUCAGUUCAGAUAACAUUUUGGGAUCAGGAGGUUUCGGGGUUGUGUAUAAAGGCGAAUUGCACGAUGGAACCAAGAUCGCGGUUAAGAGAAUGGAGAAUGGUGUGAUUGUUGGUAAAGGAUUCGCGGAAUUCAAGUCAGAGAUUGCGGUUUUAACAAAGGUUAGGCAUCGCCAUUUGGUUACGCUUCUCGGUUAUUGUUUGGACGGGAACGAGAAGCUACUUGUGUAUGAGUAUAUGCCUCAAGGGACAUUGAGUAGGCAUUUGUUUGAGUGGUCAGAGGAAGGACUUAAGCCUCUGUUGUGGAAACAGAGAUUGACUUUAGCCUUGGAUGUUGCUAGAGGUGUGGAGUAUCUCCAUGGAUUAGCUCACCAGAGCUUCAUUCACAGGGAUCUUAAGCCUUCCAACAUUCUUCUUGGCGAUGAUAUGCGGGCGAAAGUUGCAGACUUUGGACUCGUUCGUCUCGCUCCUGAAGGGAAAGGAUCGAUUGAAACCAGAAUUGCAGGAACAUUCGGUUACUUGGCGCCCGAGUAUGCAGUGACGGGUCGAGUGACAACGAAGGUCGAUGUGUACAGCUUCGGGGUGAUUCUAAUGGAACUCAUAACAGGAAGAAAAUCUCUAGACGAAUCGCAACCAGAAGAGAGCAUUCACUUAGUCUCUUGGUUCAAACGGAUGUACAUCAACAAAGAAUCAUCAUUCAAGAAAGCAAUCGACCCGACAAUAGACCUAGACGAAGAAACCCUAGCCAGCGUUCACACUGUUGCUGAACUAGCAGGCCAUUGCUGUGCCCGUGAGCCUUACCAGAGACCAGACAUGGGACACGCAGUCAACAUUUUGUCCUCGCUUGUCGAGUCAUGGAAACCAUCAGAUCAGAAUCCAGAAGACAUAUACGGUAUCGAUCUCGACAUGUCUUUGCCUCAAGCACUUAAGAAAUGGCAAGCUUAUGAAGGAAGAAGUGAUCUCGAAUCUUCGACUUCAUCACUUUUACCUAGCUUGGACAACACGCAGAUGAGUAUUCCCACUAGACCAUACGGAUUCGCAGAGUCAUUCACUUCAGUAGAUGGACGAUGAAUGAGAUUCCUCAAAACCCAGAUUUGAUUUUCUCCUUUUGUAUAUUUGUGUUUCCUCUCCUCUUAUUCCCUCACAAUUCUUUCAUGUUUCUUGUGAUGCAAGUAACAUUUAGGGCGUAAUUUGGGUUUUCUUAAUAUAGUAUUUGAUGUUGA